CUCCUCGCCAGUACACACUGACCCGACGAGCGACACCUACCCUCUCCUCUGCCUCCUCGAGCAACCCUCCUCCUACUCCCCUCUCCCCUCUCCCCGCGAGGCAGAGUGAGCUCCGCUUUAGUCGCCACCCCCACUACGACUGCGUUCUUGACAACCAUGGCCUCCACGCUUCUCCUCAUGCUGUCCCUCUCCUUGAGUUUCCUUUUCCUAUGCCUCGUCUACUAUCUGCUUUUGAGAGCUUUCCAUACCAGGUCGGGAAACCUUCCCCUGCCUCCGGGCACCAUGGGUUGGCCUUAUAUCGGAGAGACCUUUCAGCUCUACUCCAACAAUCCUAACACCUUCUUCGCCCUCAAACAGAAGAGGUACGGGCCCGUGUUUAAGACACACAUACUAGGAUGUCCCUGCGUGAUGGUGUCGAGCCCUGAGGCGGCAAGGUUCGUGCUGGUAACGCGGGCUCACCUGUUCAAGCCGACGUUCCCCGCGAGCAAGGAGCGGAUGCUGGGCCCGCAGGCUAUCUUCUUCCAGCACGGAGAUUACCACGCCCGCCUCCGCCGCCUCGUCCUCCGGGCGUUGAAGCCUGAAGGCAUUCGCGGUUCCAUCGCCGGCAUUGAGGAGGUCGCUCGCCGGGCCUUGCAGUCCUGGGACGGUCGCUUGAUCAAUACCUUCCACGAAAUGAAGACGUACGCGUUCAACGUGGCACUGCUGUCUAUCUUUGGGAAAGAUGAGCUUUCCUACAUAGAGGAUCUGAAGCAGUGUUACUACACCCUAGAGAAGGGCUACAACUCCAUGCCUAUCAACCUACCCGGGACCCUGUUCUACAAGGCAAUGAAGGCCAGGAAACAGCUCGCACAGAUUGUGGCCAAGAUUGUCCUAUUCAGGAGGACGAAGUUGAAGACAGAGGACAGUGGCCUACUUGGUUCUUUUAUGGAAGCCAAAGAAGCCCUGACGGACGACCAGAUUGCCGACAACAUCAUCGGGGUCAUCUUUGCGGCCCGGGACACCACUGCUAGUGUGCUCACCUGGAUCGUGAAGUACCUCGGAGAGAAUCCAGGCAUCUUACAAGCAGUCACCGAAGAGCAAGAGGAAAUUAUGAAGAGCAAACAAGUGGGUGAUGAUGAGAAAUCGCUGACUUGGGCUGAUACCAAGAGGAUGCCAUUCACUUCCAGGGUGAUUCAGGAAACGAUGAGGGUGGCUUCGGUCCUAUCUUUCACCUUUAGAGAAGCGGCGGAAGAUGUGGAGUACGAAGGGUAUCUCAUUCCCAAGGGUUGGAAGGUGUUGCCACUCUUCAGAAACAUUCACCACAGUCCGGAUAACUUCACCGACCCGGAAAUUUUUGAUCCCUCCAGAUUUGAGGUGGGCAAAGGAGGACAGCCUCCCCCUAUCUCAAUCAAUCUCCUUCCCCUCUCCUCUGCAGACAAAUCAGUCUCUCUUUCUGUGUUCAACUGCUGCAGGUCGCUCCAAAACCCAACACUUUCAUGCCCUUCGGGAACGGGUCCCACUCCUGCCCUGGCAAUGAGCUUGCUAAGCUGGAGAUGCUGGUCCUCCUCCAUCACCUCACGACUAAAUACAGGUGGUCUAUGCUGGGAAACCAAAGCGGUAUUCAGUUUGGACCUUUUGCGCUGCCCCAGAAUGGCCUGCCCUUGAGAUUCUCUCUCAAGUCACGAGUCGAGGAAUAAAGAGUCUGAUCGUCUUCAGUCACGUCAUAUGCCGUCCAAAAGUUGCAGCCAAAGGCGACUUUCCGCGGUUAUAGUUUCAAGAAGCAGCACUCGGCAAUCAAGAGAAGGAUUGCGAGAAAGGCAUCAUAGUCAGAGGAGGGAGGAACCCGAAAAGGGCUUCUCGACGGCAUGUUGUAUAUACUCCUAUCAAUUCAGAUCACCGAGGGAAGUUACUCGACUCUGGAGCCUAAUAAAUACCCUGGAAACAGGCUUGCUCUUGUAUCGGGAGAGUUAUGUUGGUUUCUGUCGGUCGGAUCCCAUGCUUAAAUGUUGGCAAUUCCAAGCGAAAGGAUUGUGGGAAAGAACAAGAAAUCUUGACUUUUUAAACA
This is a messenger RNA of Musa acuminata subsp. malaccensis (wild Malaysian banana), 2044 nucleotides long. The record is from RefSeq and is a predicted model, not a curated record. NCBI's taxonomy places the organism in Eukaryota, Viridiplantae, Streptophyta, Magnoliopsida, Zingiberales, Musaceae.